UGGGGGACCUUGUGCCCCAAGAGACUGUCUAGGAGGGGAGCUGGCAGGAGCCAGCAUACAUCAGGGGAGCAAGGCUGGGGCUCUCUGGAAGGUUUCUCUCUGAGCAUCUCUCUGCCUCUGUCCCACUCUAUCUUGAGGUGGUGUUUUUCAGACUCAGCUGUCCUCAGCCCUACCACAGAAUGAGGGGAGAGAAUGUGACCCACAUCAGGGAAUUCAUCCUUGUGGGCUUCCCCACGGCCCCAUGGCUUCAGUACCUGCUCUUUCUGCUCUUCCUCCUGGCUUAUCUCUUUGUCCUGGCAGAGAAUGCCACCGUCAUCCUUGUGGUCUGGACCAGUGCUGCCCUCCACAAGCCCAUGUACUACUUUCUGGCAAGCCUGUCCUUCCUGGAGGUUUGGUAUGUUUCCAACAUCCUCCCCAAGAUGCUGGACAGUUUCCUCUCCCAGCAGAGGAGUAUCUCCUUCGCGGGCUGCAUGACACAGCUCUACUUCUUCAGCUCUCUGGUGUGCAGUGAGUGUGUCCUUCUCGCCUCCAUGGCCUAUGACCGCUACGUGGCCAUCGGCCACCCCUUGCGCUACUCAGUCAUCAUGACCACUGGCCUCUGUGUAUGGCUAGUGGCUUUCUCCUAUGCUAGUGGCUUCACCAUCUCCAUGAUUAAAGUCUAUUUCAUCUCCAGUGCCACAUUCUGUGGCUCCAAUGUUAUGAACCACUUUUUCUGUGACAUCUCCCCCAUCCUCAAACUGGCUUGCACAGACUUCUCCACAGCCGAGCUGGUGGACUUUGUCUUGGCUUUCGUCAUCCUGGUGUUCCCACUCAUUUCUACCAUGCUGUCCUAUGGACACAUCUGCAUGGCAGUGCUGCAAAUCCCCUCCUCCACCGGCCGCUGGAAAGCCUUCUCCACCUGUGCCUCCCACCUCACAGUGGUGGUCAUCUUCUACACAGCCAUGAUCUUCAUGUACGUCCGUCCCCAGGCCAUUGACUCUCAGAGCUCAAAUAAGCUGAUUUCGUCCGUCUACACAGUCCUGACUCCAAUUGUGAACCCUCUCAUCUACUGCCUGAGGAACAAGGAGUUCAAGGGCAACCUCAAAAAGAGCUUGUUCAAGGCCCAGGCUCAAGGGGAGGAGCCAGCCCUCCACUAUUAGAGGCAUUAUGUGA
Molecule: messenger RNA, 1152 nt
Organism: Phascolarctos cinereus (koala)
Lineage: Eukaryota; Metazoa; Chordata; Mammalia; Diprotodontia; Phascolarctidae
Product: olfactory receptor 6B2-like
Biological process (GO): G protein-coupled receptor signaling pathway
Cellular component (GO): membrane
Molecular function (GO): olfactory receptor activity; G protein-coupled receptor activity
Source: RefSeq, a predicted model, not a curated record